AUGUUUCACAUUUUUAUUAAAUUAAUAAUUAAAAAAAAAUAGAAAAAUGAAUCUGGCAGUUACGCUAUUUCAAUAAAUGGGUGGCUUUAUAAAUGGAAUGAAAAUCAAAGAAAAGGAGGACUAAAAAUUGAAGAGACACUAUUGAAAUUGCAUUCUUAUUAAUAGAAAUAAUUUAUGCUUAUUACAUAAAAAUAAAAUUAGUUUAUAUUAAUUGUAUUAAAAAGAGUAGAUUUCAAUAAAUUUUAGUAUUUAAAAUAUUUAGAAUUCUAUUGUAGAUAAAUAAUUCAAUUAUGUUUUAAUAUUCAUUAAUUACACAAUAUCUGAAUUAUCUUUGUAUUCAAUCCCACGAUUAUUAAUAAUUAGAGUAUUUAAUUCAACUUCAAGUAUAUCUAUAAUAAAACCUUAAUUUGAUUUUGCGUAUUUUAAUAGUAAUUUAAUUGCUGCAGGAACAAAUAAAGGAAAAUUAUUAGUUUGUAAUAUUCAAAAAUCAAGUUAACCAAUUUAAACAAAUUAAGUAAAGAAUUAAUAUAAAAUAGAUAUCAGAUUAAGAAAAAGAAAUAACUUGA
This is a messenger RNA of Paramecium sonneborni, 566 nucleotides long. The record is from the annotation of a GenBank genome assembly. Lineage: Eukaryota; Ciliophora; Oligohymenophorea; Peniculida; Parameciidae.